Molecule: messenger RNA, 690 nt
Organism: Striga asiatica
Lineage: Eukaryota; Viridiplantae; Streptophyta; Magnoliopsida; Lamiales; Orobanchaceae
Source: the annotation of a GenBank genome assembly
AUGAUCCAUGGGUUUGGGGACGGGAGGGGCGGAGUUGAACGGAAAUCGAGGACGCGUUCGCCGCUGCCGCCGCCGCCGCCGCGGCAGCUGCGGCGGCAGUUGCGGCGGAAUUGUUGUUGCUGUUGGGCAGUGGGUACGGCAUGUUGGGCGGAUGCAGUUGGGCUUGUGAGUGUGGGCCCAUUAUCACGGCGUGGUGGGAUGGCAGCGGCGGCCCGGGGUGGUGGUGCUGGAAGUGGUGGUGGUGGUGGUGGUGGGGUGGCGGAGCCGAUGAGUCUUGAGAGUCCAUGGAGAGAGGAGAGAGACAAUCUGCGGAGGUCAAGAGUCGGGCGAUCUCAGGGGAGAAGAGGGCUGUGUGGGAGGGUGAUUAGGAUUGAUAGUGUUGAUACUGAGAAUAGAAUCACUAAUAUUUGGUGGAAAGGUGCUCUUCGCUUUAUGGAUAUCCCAGUGGCAGCCAUCAGUGGACAUAAGAUCCCUUACCCAAUUGAUUCCCUUGUCAAUGCCUUCAUUAAGUGGCACAGUCUUGCCAAUAUGAUUAGGAAUCCAGUGCUGGUCCCAUAUUCUUGUCUCCUUGCUGUGAUUGGGAAGAGCUUGAAUGCCCUUGAUGAGCUGAACCCUUUGCCCGAUGUACUAUUGUCUGGAUUUCUUGGACUGUCUAUCUGUUCUAAGGAAUUCUUCAAUAACUCUCCUUGA